This is a messenger RNA of Ilex paraguariensis (yerba mate), 228 nucleotides long. Lineage: Eukaryota; Viridiplantae; Streptophyta; Magnoliopsida; Aquifoliales; Aquifoliaceae. The record is from the annotation of a GenBank genome assembly.
AUGAAAAUAUGGGGGCAAUUAUGGCAUAAGAAAAUGAGUGCUGCUCGGCGUCCACAUGGGGAGUCAUUUGUUAGUCCGCACCAAAUAAGGCAACCCUCUGCCAAUCGGCACCUCUUUGGGGGAGGACUCUGCCGAUCGACAUUUGAGUGGGUAGGGGCCUAUCGGUCGACACCUCCUAGGGGGAGGUCCCUGCCGGUUAAUCGAAGCCUCCCAGAGUCAGCCACUUGA